UAUACUUCAAUAAACCCCAUAGAAGGAAGGACUUUGAUGUGGAGGAAAAUUGCGGAAUAAAUAAGUAAAAAAGGCUAAGAGACAUAGUAGACCUCAUGAGUCUUUCCUCCCUGCUGCAAUCCUGUAUUCAACAGACCAAGGAGACUUUGAUCAGUAUGGUGGAUAUAGACGGACAAGGCCACAGGUUGGUGCACCUGGAUUUAAAAGGAGCACCACCAAGGAUAAAUUAUUAUGAACAGUUGUUUCCGCUCAUUAGAAGCUUUGGAGCCACUGGUUUGCUAAUUGAAUAUGAAGAUAUGUUUCCGUAUCAUGGCAAGCUAAAGCACUUACAGGCUCAAAAUGCAUACACACCAGAUGACAUUGCAAAACUCCACAGCAUGGCAGACGUUAAUAAUCUCAUUAUCAUUCCCCUGGUCCAAACAUUUGGACAUUUUGAGUAUGUCUUGAAGCACGAUGAGAACAGAGCUCUGAGGGAGGUGGAGCAUUAUCCUAAUGCUCUCUGUCCAACACACCCAGAUGCCUUCCCUUUGGUCACCAAGCUCAUCACACAGGUCCUGGAGCUCCACCCCAAAGACAAGCAUUUGCAUAUUGGAGCUGAUGAGGUUUGGCACAUUGGAAGAUGCCCUCGAUGCCAGGAUGAAAUGGAAACACACAAGAUGACCACAAAUGACCUCUUUCUAAUGUGGGUACUUAGGUUGGCCAAAUGGAUCAAGGCUAAAUAUCCUCAUCUAACGCUCAUCAUGUGGGACGAUAUGAUGCGACAAAUUCCUCUUGAGAGGCUUCUGAGUAGUGGAAUAGGUGAUGUCGUUGAACCAAUGAUAUGGCAGUAUCAUGCUAAAAAGUUUGACUUUCCUCCAGAUCUUUUCAGUCGAUAUGGAGCAGUUUUUGAUGGACUUUGGGUAGCAAGUGCUUUCAAAGGUGCUACAGGAAGUACACAGUUUUUACCCCCAAUCCAGCACCAUAUUAACAAUCAUCUGACAUGGAUAACAACUCUGGCAGAGCAUAAGCAUCAGUUCAAGAAGUGUUUUGGUGUAUGUAUCACAGGUUGGCAGAGAUAUGAUCACUAUGCUGUGCUUUGUGAGCUUCUGCCUGUGGGAAUUCCUUCACUUUGUUUGUGUCUCAGGGUUCUCACCCACGAGUCCUUCACUGAAGCAGAUCAUGACAGUGUUUCACAGCAGUUGGGAUUCUCUCACCGAAUUAAUGUCAUCCCAUUUCCCAGACCUCAGGUGAUAGAACAAGGAAUGCAGUUCCCAGGAUACAGAGUUUACAUUGGGGUCCAGAUGUGGUCUAACUUUGUAUGCAAGUAUCAGGCCAUUAGCAACUCUGAAGGAAUGUUGGGUUGGUUCAGUGACUACCAGAGGUCAAAAAACUUCACCAAUCCAGUUCAGGUGGAAAGUAUAAUGAAGCCUCUUCAGGAAGUUCUUCAGAAUUUGACAGAGCUUCGAUCCCAUUUCAUCCCUUGGCUGCUAGAGAUAUUUUACGAAGAUACGGUCGAGGAAUGGGUUGGCUCAUUUAUUGACCCUCUUCUAGAGAAAUUAUCCCAAGUAAUUGAAGAGUGCAGGAAACAGAUUAACAUUGGAGGAAGAGUGAAAAAUUACAAAAAAUUAGAAAGUUAAAGUGAGUAUAGGAAUAGGGAAAUAUAAUUUUCUUACCAGGAGGACUAUUUGCCAAUGUGUAAAUGCUGUUAUGGAAUUGAAUUAUGAAGCAAAUAAUUAUCCAAGUUCAGGAGUCAAAAUGUAACCACAACUUCAUUGUGAGUACUUUAUUUGCUUGAGGUCAUACUGGUGAAUGAGAUGCAAGUCUGAUUUGUGCUCAAGUAUUAAAGGAUGAUCAUUUGUACCACUGUAUGAUAUAAUUGUAUGAAGAAAAAUUUAAAUGGAAAGUAAAAAAUCUUGCAUAAAUAGUCAUCAUAAUGUUCUGUAAAUAAUACUAAACCUUUACAACUAUUUGAUAAGAAUGAAUCUGCAGUUUCUAGUUCCCCAAACUUGAAGAAUAAGCUGCUUUGUAUUUUGAAAAGUUUGUUAAAGUGGUGAUGAUUUUUCUACAUGAACCUGAAAUAUUUUUGUCCUUUAUCAUAUGAUGAUAUAAAUGUAACGUGGCUCACUCGGUUGAUCAAGUUUGUUUUUAUACUACAGAACUUCUGCAUCUAAGAGUUAGGAAAUAUAGAAGUGACAUUCUGUUUAAAACUUGGAUCCAGUUGUGGGGAAACCAUAGUCAAGGGAAAAUCUGAAUGCUGACAAAAAUGUAUAUUGUGAAUGUUUUUGUUAAACAUAUCAGUAACUUCAAAAUCAUUAUAAUUUACGAUGCUGAUGUUGUUAUUGUAAUGUGUUGCUAUGCAUGCAUAAAGUGAAUUGAGGGGAUCAUCCCUGGUGAGAUGGGGGAUUUUGGGCUGGAGAGGUCGAAAAUGAGUUAUGGUCAGUUUAAUAUUCGUAUACAAGUGUAGAA
This is a messenger RNA of Penaeus vannamei (Pacific white shrimp), 2445 nucleotides long. Its product is annotated as hexosaminidase D. Gene Ontology annotation, molecular function: hexosaminidase activity. Lineage: Eukaryota; Metazoa; Arthropoda; Malacostraca; Decapoda; Penaeidae. Gene Ontology annotation, biological process: carbohydrate metabolic process. The record is from RefSeq and is a predicted model, not a curated record.